Molecule: messenger RNA, 2525 nt
Organism: Artibeus jamaicensis (Jamaican fruit-eating bat)
Lineage: Eukaryota; Metazoa; Chordata; Mammalia; Chiroptera; Phyllostomidae
Gene: JMJD4
Product: jumonji domain containing 4
Exons: 6
Coding region: 273-1544 (423 amino acids)
Biological process (GO): protein hydroxylation; negative regulation of gene expression; positive regulation of translational termination
Cellular component (GO): nucleus; cytoplasm
Molecular function (GO): histone H4R3 demethylase activity; sequence-specific DNA binding
Source: RefSeq, a predicted model, not a curated record
CUUCCUUUUCAUUUCCUAGGUUAAAAUGCAACACAGUGGGAGUCCGGGGGCCGAGUGCCGGCUUCCGCCUUUCGCCCAGCGGCGGCGCCUGCACACAGUCCUCGAAAGCUUCUUCUACCCUGGCAGUGUCUCCGCUCUCUGCAGGCGCCCCGUCCUCCCCUCCCGACCUGCUCGAAGCUUCUUCAUCCCACGACACAACUGUUUGUCCCUUCCCGAGCCUCCCCUCUGCCCCUGGCAGUGCAGCACCCUGUGGACUCCGAGCCUGGCCCGACAUGGACCGGGAAACGCGUUUGUUCGCAGAGUGUCACUUCCGACGCCUCCGAGGGCGUCUCCCCAGCAGGGUCUGCCCUACCCCGGACCGUGUGGACUUUAUUGAGAAUCCAGACUCCUUUUCCUACGCGGACUUCUUCAAGGGUUACCUGCUCCCCAACUUGCCGUGUAUUUUCUCCAGUGCCUUCACCGAGGGCUGGGGCAGCAGGAGGCACUGGGUGACACCCAGUGGGAAACCUGACUUCGAUUAUCUGCUUCAAAAUUAUGGAGAUGUAGUUGUACCUGUUGCAAAUUGCGGGGUCCAGGAAUACAACUCGAACCCUAAAGAACACAUGCCCCUCAGAGAUUACAUCAGCUACUGGAAAGAGUUCAUCAAGGGGCACUACUCCUCUCCACGGGGCUGUCUCUACCUCAAAGACUGGCACCUGUGCAGGGACUCCUCUGCCGAAGGCAUAUUCACCCUGCCUGUGUACUUCUCCUCUGACUGGCUCAACGAGUACUGGGACACCCUGGAUGUGGACGACUACCGUUUCAUCUACAUGGGGCCCACUGGCACCUGGUCGCCAUUCCAUGCUGACAUUUUCCGCUCCUUCAGCUGGUCUGUCAAUAUCUGCGGGAGGAAAAAGUGGUACCUCUUCCCACCAGGGCAAGAAGAAGCCCUACGGGACUGCCAUGGUGGCUUGCCCUACGAUGUGACUGCCCCUGCGUUCCUGGAGAGCUGUCGACACCGGGGGCUCAACCACUGCAGCCCCCCGCUGGAGGUCACGCAGGAGGCAGGCGAGAUGGUGUUCGUGCCCAGCGGGUGGCACCACCAAGUUCACAACAUGGAGGACACUAUCUCCAUCAACCAUAACUGGGUCAAUGGCUGUAACCUGGCCAACAUGUGGCAUUUCCUGCAGCAGGAGCUCCGUGCUGUGCAACAGGAGGUCAGCGAGUGGAAGGACACCAUGCCUGACUGGCACCAUCACUGCCAGGUCAUCAUGAGGUCCUGCUCUGGGAUCAAUUUUGAAGAAUUUUACCACUUCCUCAAGGUCAUUGCCAAAAGGAGGCUCCUCCUAGCAAAGGAGAUAGGCCCUGGUGAAGUGGAAUAUCGUGAGGGCUCCAGACUGGACCCCCAGCAGAUCAUUUUUGACAUCAGCCGGAUUGCUGAGGUGCUGGCGUCUGUGGUGGUCAACCCCGACUUCCAGAGAGUGGACACCAGCAUGCUCACUCCGCAGCCAGAGGAUCUCCUGCAGCAGCUAGAGGAGACCAUGGCUGCCAUGGAAUCUCUUUAGUGUGUGCUGUGAGGGUGACAGGACACAUCCUGACAGGACCCUGCAGGCACUACCAUGGAAAGCUGUUGCACUGCUCUAGGGUCCCUUCCAGAAAUAAAGCUGUAUCCUCCCAUGUGGCCUGGGGAAUGCUGUCUCCUUGCUGCCUGGUUGUCUUGGUUUCCCAGAUGUUCCUGCUCUUAAGGUCUGGCACUGUCCUGUCAUUGCAGCACCUCUGUGCUUGUUCAGAGGGCCCAGCAGGACUGGGGACUUGGAUCUGGUGAAGGGGUGGGUGGAGAGUUAGUUGCUGGUGAAUUGGACCUGUGGCAAAGCUGGGAGGAAGUAUGGUGGGGACUCAGGAGUCUGAGUCAUGUGGGGCUUGGUUUUCUCCUGUCUCCACCUUCCCUCAGCAAAUGCCAGCCCCAGGCCACGGGCCUCCCACCCACAACAGCUCAGGCCCCCUCCACAUUAGCGCCUCACUCAUAGGCCCACACUUCUCCCUCUGGAGCAAGCCCCUUGGGGUGUGGGAGAGACACUGGGCCCCAGGCACCCCCAUGCUGCAGGGUCUGUCUCUCCCACAUUUGAACCACUAUUUAGCGACUUCCUUUCCUCUACUGGCCUCUGGCUCCCCUGGCAAGGUCCUGAACCAGAGAUUUCAUUGGUCAGUGCUCUGGGCUAGGCCCCCAGGCAGCAGGCACUGUACCAAGAAACACUCUGGGCCCUGCAGACAGGUCAUAGCACUCAUGUAUUGUCUCCCUCCAGGGCCACCACUCUGCUCCCAACCAGCAGGCAGAGGGCUCUGGUUAGUGUCCACCUGCAGGCCAGCUGGAGACAGGCCUCUUACACACUUGUCCUGCAUCAUCCACCUACUUGUCACACAACUAUCUGCCAUCCAGAGUCACUUUGCAAACCAAUUCAACAACCACUCUGCAUACUCAUUCUUCCCACCCAGCUCCCAGUUCUUGCACACCUGUACCAAGCAAAUAAAGCAUUAUGCACUGUUUA